This is a messenger RNA of Ectocarpus sp. CCAP 1310/34, 948 nucleotides long. NCBI's taxonomy places the organism in Eukaryota, Phaeophyceae, Ectocarpales, Ectocarpaceae. The record is from the annotation of a GenBank genome assembly.
UCGGACGGCUGCUUCUGGCUCCCAUCAUCUCCGCAAGUCCUUGGCCUUCAAACCCGCAAGGAAAAAAUUAUUGGACCACAACAACAAUGCCGGGGAACAAAUCGACGCAUUUAAGUGCCACUUCAACACGUUCAUGUGCUGCUGGAGCAACAGGGUGGAGGAAGAACCUGUGUCAGACAACACGGAUGUCUGUCGCUACGAAAGCACAGAAUUCCCCGGGGAAUCCGAAGGAGAUGUGCACUGCCAUGGAUGGGUGUGGCCCGAGGGCUCAAGCGACGAUUACAUUGAAUACCUGGCUCUGGAUGUCGCGUACAUUAAUCACGUUGAGGAGAAGGGCUACUUCGGACAGCGAGUCUGCCCAGCUUUCCGGGUGCUCCGGUGUGCGACUGUCUGGAAAUGAUGCCGAAGGUUUCUCGGUCCGACUGCAGCCCACCUCAAUGGAAGUGAGUUCAUGGCGUGUCUGAAGAACGAUCUCAGACGCAAGUACAACGAGUUGUACCCAUCUGGCAGCCAAUACACAAUGGUCCAGGAGUGCGACAACCGUUGAGAGAGCUGUAUACAUAUGUAGAUCGGCAUCGUUGCGUCCUCUGGCUGGCCUUGGGGUGCACACGCCUGCAGUAGGUUGUCCCAACAUGUCUGGAGGAUGACCCACCCCUGUCUCGGUCGCCCUUGGUUUCCCCUCCUCUGUAGCACCGUUCCCUAGGCGGGAAUACCUUUUAUUACGGGCCCCAGGGCCUCCUUUAUUCUAUGGACCCUGUACUCUCUUGAGUCUCUGGACUCUCAAGUUUUCCCCCGUGGUGGCCGAAUGUGUGUCAAUAUGUCUCGUACUGCCCAUGUGGGGACAUCGGGUGUCAAGUCAUACAUACGUAAAGAAUCGUAGGCAGCAGUGCGUACAUUGAAACCUCGAGGUACAUUUUACGAUCUAGGGUUAACAGCCUGAAGUGAGUC